This is a messenger RNA of Verruconis gallopava, 1497 nucleotides long. RefSeq lists its product as uncharacterized. Gene Ontology annotation, molecular function: GTPase activator activity. The coding region runs from base 39 to 1331 and encodes 430 amino acids. The record is from RefSeq and is a predicted model, not a curated record. Gene Ontology annotation, biological process: positive regulation of GTPase activity; endoplasmic reticulum to Golgi vesicle-mediated transport. NCBI's taxonomy places the organism in Eukaryota, Fungi, Ascomycota, Dothideomycetes, Venturiales, Sympoventuriaceae. Gene Ontology annotation, cellular component: endoplasmic reticulum membrane. The transcript is spliced from 2 exons.
GUAGCGUGCUGUCGUGAGCUGCACCAUGUAGCAAUAACAUGGCCGCUGACGAAGCUGGCAAUGUCUUGUCUUCCGCGACGCUCAAGCCGUCCUUGAAUCUGAAUCCCAUGGAUGUGCCUCACAACGAAAGCUCAGAGAACGUAAAGAUCAAGGCCAAACGCGAGCGUAUUCUCUCAGCCUGUGAGACUAAGAACCUCGACUUGCUCAUCGAGCUGGCCUCGGAGGACGGUGGCUUCUUAAGUGACGAUAUACGGCAGAAGGCUUGGCCAAUACUUCUCGGUUCGGAUCAUGUCUCGACAGCAGCGGAGACAGAAGCGCCGUGGGAAACCCUCCCUCCCCAUCGCGACGAGGAACAAGUUCGACUAGAUGUUCACAGAUCCUUCAUAUACUAUCCUAGUAACGAGACGGACAAACAGCUCGAUGCUCGGCGUGUAGAUCUCGAGGCUCUCAUCGUGUCCACUCUGCGCCGCCAUCCCUCGUUAUGCUACUUUCAAGGCUACCACGACAUCUGCCAGGUGUUUCUCUUAGUGAACGGCCUCCCUUCUUGCUACUCGCUUGUCCGCCGUCUCUCUAUGCUGCGCAUUCGAGAUUUCAUGCUGCCCAAGCUUUCGGCCUCGGUAUCGCAUCUGCGGCUGCUUCCUGCAAUUCUAUACGCUGCGGAUAGGCCAAUCUACGCUAUCCUGCCCGCGAAUCCGUUCUACGGGCUUUCGCACGUCCUGACCCUCUACGCGCAUGACAUCCAUUCAUACAGCGAUAUAGCUCGCUUGUUUGACUUCCUUCUCGCACGCGAAGCGGUGAUGAGCAUCUAUCUAUUCGCGGUGAUAAUAAUUUCAAAAAGAGAGAUGCUCUUGGAGUACAUGGCCGAUGAACCCGACGAGAACAUUCUAGCGGUGGUGUUACAGAAGUUGCCGCAAGAUAUUGAUAUUGAGGGUAUGAUUUGCCAGGCAAUCAAACUUUACGAGCAGUUUCCCCCGGCAAGCCUACCGUUCAAGACGUGGAAGAUGGUGUCAGACAACAGCGUGCUGAAAACAACAAUAGACCGGAAGGCAUUGCGCGACCAGACCUUGCAAGAGGGACAGGUCUGGUUUGACAAUCAUGCGGAGGAGAUCCGCAGAGAGGAAUUUAGGGCGAAAGUGGUAAUGACCCUAAAGAACAAACUGUCCAAGUACCGGCGGCCGGCUCUAUUCACGUUGUCCGUUGCCGUGUGCGCUUUGGCGCUAUGGGCCGGUAAGAACAAAAGCUCUCCCUUUGGUGGGCUCGUGAAUAGGAUGUGGGAUGUCUCAACCCUCGGAAAAUACAUCGACUUUGUUGGUCGAUAUAGAGAAUUGUGACAGAAAUGACUGCAUCAGGAGGGUGUUUAGAACAUUUGUCUUUCGAGAAUCAUCAGAAGAUUCUGAACAUAAACAUAUAUAGGCAUAGAGAUACCAAUCAAGCCAGCUAGACGCGGUUUAUAACGGUAAAUAUUAACUGAUGAAUACUACUGAAAGUACUGUCCAA